Molecule: messenger RNA, 1963 nt
Organism: Callithrix jacchus (white-tufted-ear marmoset)
Lineage: Eukaryota; Metazoa; Chordata; Mammalia; Primates; Cebidae
Source: RefSeq, a predicted model, not a curated record
CCAGUGGAGGCUGACACCAAACCCCUGGGGGAUGCAGGCCCAGCCUUUGGGGGUGGCAGCGCCGGUGAACCUGGCCCGGGCGCCCUGGCUGACCUGGACUGCUCAAGCUCUUCCCAGAACCCAGGAAGUUCUGAAAACCAAAUGGUGUCUCCAGGAAAACUGUCUGGCAGCCCUGAGCAAGCCUUGGAGGAAAAUGUUCGUUCUUAUUCCUUAGACAAGAGAACGACACCCACCUCUGAGCCCCUAGGAGACCAUCCCAGGACAGAGUCCCAACACAGAGUGGAGCCUCUGCACAGAGCCGAGCAGGAAUGCAGGCCUGGUGGGGUCUCUGCGCCCACAGCAGUGGCCACUUGGCCUCCUGGUGUGAACUCUGAGGAAGCAGUCGGAGGAGCGCCCCUUGGGGGUCUGCCUAGCGAGGCCCUGGCCUGCCCCGUGAGUGUGGGUACCCCCAUGCCAGCAGAUGGCACGCAGACCCUUACCUGUGCGCACACCUCUGCUCCUGAGAGCACAGCCCCAACCCUGAGUCCUCUGAAGGAAGUGGCUUCGGGUCAGAUGGUCAGCUCCUUGAGGACUGGACCCAUAAAACUUGAAUUUGAUUUCUCCGAUGGCACCACCCCCACGCUGGCUUCUCAGGGCUCUUUUCACCUCGACUGGGACAAGCUGGAGUACCCAAACUUCACCCCGUUCGGAGGUAGCACGAAGUCUAGUUGCAGAGAGGCCCAGCCUCCAGAAAGCCCCAAGACCAGGCUGGGCCAGCCGGCAGCUGAACCACGGAGUCCCACGGGGGAGCCGGGCUCCCAUCUGAGCCAGCAGCUGCUUUCAGCCUUAGCAGAGGACACACCUGUGGUGCAGUUGGCAGCUGAGACCCCAGAAGCAGAGAGCAAGGAGAGAGCCUCAGACUCUGCUAGCACCUCGCUUCCCAUGGGCUGUCCGGACAGUGAGCCAGUGCCCACCCAUCAGCAGGGGCAGCCUGCCUUGGAGCUGAGAGAGGAGCACUUCAGAGACCCCGCUGAGGUUCUAGGCACAGGGGCAGAGGUGGAUUACCUGGAGCAGUUUGGAGCUUCCUCGUUUAAGGAGUCGGCCUUGAGGAAGCAGUCCUUAUACCUCAAGUUCGACCUUUUCCUGAAGGACAGUCCAAGACCAGGGCCCGUGGCCACAGAGACCAGCAGCAGCACGCACGGUGUGGAGGAUCCUCCCUCAGGAAGUCCGCGGGAAGCCACCCUUGUGGAGUUGGAUUUCUUGGGAGCACUGGAUGCUCCGGUUCCAGACCCACCCCCAGGUGUCCCUGCACCUGGCGGCCCACCCCUGUCCACCGGGCCUAUAGUGGACCUGCUGCAGUACAGCCAGAAGGACCUGGACACGCAGGUGAAGGCGGCACAGGAGGAGAACCAGGAGCUGAGGAGCAGGUGUGAGAAGAACCUGGAGCUGGGGGUGAUCAUGGACAGGUUCGAGGAGGUCACAUACCAGGUCAUGGAGGAGGUUCAGAAACAGAAGGAACUUGCCAAAGCCAACAUCCAGAAAGUUCUAAAAGAAAAAGACCAGCUGACUGCAGAUCUGAACUCCAUGGAGAAGUCCUUCUCUGACCUCUUCAAACGCUUUGAGAAACAGAAGGAGGUGAUUGAGGGCUACCGCAAGAAUGAAGAGUCACUAAAGAAGUGUGCAGAGGAUUACCUGGCGAGGGUCACCCAGGCAGGCCAGAGGUACCAGGCCCUGAAGGCCCACGCCGAGGAGAAGCUGCAGCUGGCAAACAAGGAGAUUGCCCAGGUCCGGAGCAAGGCCCAGGCGGAAGCAUUGGCCCUCCAGGCCAGCCUGAGGAAGGAGCAGAUGCGGGUCCAGUCACUGGAGAGGACCGUGGAGGAGAAGACUAAAGAGAAUGAGGAGCUGACCAGGAUCUGUGAUGACCUCAUCUCCAAGAUGGCGAAGAUCUGACCCAGAGCUGCAGCCCCUUCUGUCUGUCCGUCUG